Messenger RNA from Rhea pennata, 1116 nucleotides. RefSeq names its product semaphorin-4C-like. Gene Ontology annotation, molecular function: chemorepellent activity; semaphorin receptor binding. Gene Ontology annotation, cellular component: plasma membrane. The transcript has 7 exons. The record is from RefSeq and is a predicted model, not a curated record. Bases 234 to 551 code for a protein of 105 amino acids. Gene Ontology annotation, biological process: axon guidance; negative regulation of axon extension involved in axon guidance; semaphorin-plexin signaling pathway. Lineage: Eukaryota; Metazoa; Chordata; Aves; Rheiformes; Rheidae.
CUGAUACCUUAUUUGUUGGAGGUAGAGAUGCUGUAUUUGCUCUUGACUUGAAUAAUAUUUCUAGAGAAAUAGCCAGGGAAUACUGGUUUGCUACGCAGGAAAGACAGCUGGAAUGUAUUCGUAGAGGAAAGGACAAGAUAAGAUGCCAGAACUACAUCUUGUUGCUCCAUAAGAUAAAUGACUCUAACUUAUAUGUUUGUGGAACCAAUGCUUAUCACCCAGCUUGUGAUCAUAUGGUUAUCCAUAGGACAAACAUCAGUUUGCAAGGAAAAGCUGAAGACAGCAGAGGAAAAUGUCCAUUUGAACCGACCCUGAAGUAUGCUUCUCUUUUUGUAGAUGGUGCAUUUUAUUCAGCUACUUCAAAUAAUUUUUUGGGAACAGAACCUAUAAUACUUCGCAGUAUGAGGAACCCUAAUUACAUUUCCAUUUCAAUAUUAUCCAGGACAUCUUUUUACUUAAGAGAACAGACUGGCAAGACAGCAUUUUUUAUGGAAUUUUUUCCCAACAAUGGGGAGGAUUGGACACAUCAGCUGUUUGUGCAUACAGUAUGAAAAAUAUUCAAGAUGUCUUCUCCAAAGGAAACUACAAAGGACCAGUAACUGUGGAACAUUCCCAUGUUAAAUGGGUGGUAUACAGGGGAGAAGUGCCAGUCCCACGUCCUGGUGCUGUAAAUAUGAAUUUACUUGUUCUAAUUAAAGAACAGUUUCUGAAUUUUCUUUUUUGGUGUCAAAUUAUCAGUUCAUCUUUUGCCAGUAGAAAUAUAGGAUUUUUAAUCAGUGAAGAUGUACCUGUCUUCUUAUCCUGUUACAGAUAUAUAUAAAGAUUCCUAGAAAAGCUACUUUACUUACAGUUCUGCUUCACAAAGAACAUGGGGUUAUGCUUACCAUGUAAGGAAAAUAAUUAUUCUUCUUUUGUGAAGAUAAGUAGAAAUAGCUGUGAGUUUAGAACAAAAUAAAGUAUUUUUUUAAUACCUGAGUGAAACGUAAAAGCAAUUGUAAUCAUGUUCAUUAUGUUUUGUUUCUAGUGCAUUGAUAAUUUUGCCCGGAGUAUUGGAUAUAACACUUCCUCUGACUUGCCUGACAAAGUUUUGCAGUUUGUUAGAGAUCACCCUCUAAU